Messenger RNA from Australozyma saopauloensis, 1410 nucleotides. RefSeq names its product translation initiation factor eIF2B subunit gamma (gene GCD1). Bases 1 to 1410 code for a protein of 469 amino acids. The record is from RefSeq and is a predicted model, not a curated record. Gene Ontology annotation, cellular component: eukaryotic translation initiation factor 2B complex; guanyl-nucleotide exchange factor complex. Gene Ontology annotation, biological process: cytoplasmic translational initiation. Gene Ontology annotation, molecular function: translation initiation factor activity; guanyl-nucleotide exchange factor activity. The transcript has a single exon. Lineage: Eukaryota; Fungi; Ascomycota; Pichiomycetes; Serinales; Metschnikowiaceae.
AUGGAGUUCCACGCAGUGAUCCUCUGUGGUCCCGGUAAAAACCUCAGUCCCUUCUCUAAGGUUCGGGCCACUGGUACAUACAAGCCGCUUUUGCCCUUGGCCCUGAUACCCAUGUUUGAGUACGUUUUGGACUGGUGUGAAAAGGCAUACUUCCCCAAAAUCACAUUGGCAUGUAGCGAAGAAGAGCAUGUGGCAAUUGAAGCUGCCUUACAGAAGUAUAAGGAUCGCAAAACUGCUGCUGCAACUUCCAAUGAUUCUGAUCUGACGACCGAUUCAGACAACACUCUUCAAUUCACUCAAUCCAUACAAGCUACAGUUUUCAACACUGCCAGCAAUGGUGAAAUUCUUCAGCAGUUAGCACAAGAGCCACAAAGUGAUCUCGAGCAUUUCGUGUUGUUGCCCUGUGACUUCAUCACCGACUUGCCUGCUCAGGUAUUGAUUGAGGCUUACAGAUGUAGACAUGAUACUGAUAUGGGCAUGCUCGUAUCGUACCGCAAUCAGCUAGAGAUUGAAGACAAAAAAAAUAAGAUCUUUCCAAAGAAGUAUACGCUUUAUGCUGAGCAGGCGUCCUUGGGACAAUCGCAGCUUCUUGACUACUACACUAAUGAAGAUAUCGAUUACCAGAAAGCGCUUCCAGUGCGCACACAAUUGGCGUGGAAACAUCCCAAUGUCACCAUCAGCUCUAGACUUUUCAACGGCUCCAUCUUUUUUGGUGAGCUGCAGUCUAUUUCAGCCUUUUUUACCAAGCACAGUAAAAAAUACACCGAUGCAUAUUUUGCCGCACGCCCAAUGAUGAAAAUCGUGCGUGAUUUUGCCCGUAAAAGCUGGCAAAGUCGCUCGGCCGAGUCUACCGUGGGUCUUUUUAUAAUCCCAGACGAGAUCCCAUUCAUGCGUGCCAACAACUUGCCAGUUUAUGUAGAAGCCAACAGACACUUUUUGAAGCUUCAAGCUCGUGAAUUGGCUGGAGGCAAGUCUCUGGCACCAAAGGAUAAAACAAUGGCUAACGUUGGUGCUGAUUCCAUUGUUGCCUCGGAUGCGGUAUUAGGUGAGAGAACAAACGUCAAGCGCUCUGUAGUUGGUGCUCGCUGUAUCAUAGGAAAGAGAGUUAAGUUGACUGGAUGCAUAAUCCAAGAUGAUGUCACUAUCGGUGAUGAUGUUCAACUAGAGAACACAAUUGUUGGGCACAAAGCAAACAUUGGCAAUAAGUCUAAAUUGGUCAGCUGUAAUGUAGAAUCCACACAUGAGGUUCCUCAAGGCACAAACGCAAAGGGUGAUACCUUGUUGUGUUUGAGUCUCGAGGGUUUGGUGGAUUCAGAUGAGUUCUCAUCCUCUGAAGAUGAUGGAGACUCAGAGAGCAGCUACGAUGAUUACGAAGCAGAGGAUAUUGACGACGGGUUGUUUGGAUAUUGA